Cynoglossus semilaevis (tongue sole) is the source of this 2393-nucleotide messenger RNA. Its product is annotated as leucine-rich repeat-containing protein 3-like. The record is from RefSeq and is a predicted model, not a curated record. The coding region runs from base 414 to 1262 and encodes 282 amino acids. NCBI's taxonomy places the organism in Eukaryota, Metazoa, Chordata, Actinopteri, Pleuronectiformes, Cynoglossidae. Gene Ontology annotation, molecular function: protein binding. The transcript is spliced from 2 exons. Gene Ontology annotation, cellular component: plasma membrane.
UAGAGGUAGAGUGAGAGAGAGAGAGAGAGGGAGAGAGAGCCUGGAUUGUUCCACCACUCUGUGUGUGUGAUUACCCUCAGACGGUCGGUGCUGGAGCCGCGUCUACGGACGACCAACCAUGGAAACGCAAGUGAUGCAUUCGGAGCUCGAGCUUCUGUGUGGAGAAGAAGAAAGCACCGGUUUUUUCCGCCUGACUUAAACACCUCAGCAGGAGCUGGGAGUCAUUUUUUUCCGACUUAUUGGAUCUUGAUCGUAAAGAGUUUGUCAGACUGCCCGGACCGUACAGACGCAGAUACGCCGGCUCCUCGGUUCCACGCCGACUGCUUCUCUCUCAAUCUGUCAGAUACCCCUGGUGUGACUAAGUGUGUCUGAUCGGGACCCGCUGCGUGUGUCAGGGGGGCUAUGGUGACGUGAUGUGCGCAAUCUGGUGCGAGGAGAGACGCGGCGGAAGGAGACGGAGGCGUGAAGCGGUGGCUCUUCAUCCGUGGCUGCGUGUCACGCUCCUGUUCUCUCUCCUGUGGGGUCAAGUGUCUCCCCAGUGUCCAGACAGCUGUAAAUGUGCGCCGGACACGGGCACGGUGGACUGCUCGAACGCCGGUCUGUGGGAGAUUCCAGAGGGGAUCCCACCCGGAACGGUCGCCCUGCACCUGGAACGCAACCACAUUCGGAACAUUCCCGAGGGCGCCUUCGGCGACCUGCCGCACUUGCGGGACCUGUACCUGUCCCACAACCGCAUCGACUCCCUGGCCUCGGGCGCCCUGCGACAUUUGGGCCCUGAGUUGCGCCUGUUGGACCUCUCGCACAACCUGCUGAGGCAGGCCAGCAAGGAAGAGUUCGGCUCCACCCAGGCCAAGGCGCGCCUCUACCACAACCCCUGGCACUGCGACUGCACCCUCCAGGAGCUGAUGGAGUCCCUGAACCUGGAGCCCGAAACGGUGAACGGGAUUAUCUGCGAGAGCUCCGUGCGGGUGGUCGGCGAGGGCAGCAGGUGGGAGGACCCGGGGUCGCACGGGGAUCACGCGGGACAGCCGUUGGUCAAGCUUUUGGACUCCGGGGUGAAUUUCUGCAGCCUGCAGAGAAAGACCACGGACGUGGCCAUGUUGGUGACGAUGUUCGUGUGGUUCUUCAUGGUCAUCGUUUACGUUGUCUACUACGUCCGGCAGAACCAAGCUGAGGCCCGCAGGCAUUUGGAGUACCUGAAGAGUUUGCCCAGUCCACGGAAAACUCCCACUGAGACGGACACUCUAAGCACUGGUUUCUAAAAUAUUAUUUAAGAUUUUUUUUUUUUUUAAAAAAAACAGUUGUGGAAAUGAAUGAAAUUUGAUUAACAUCACACGACAGAUUCCCUUUGUGAGUUGAAUUCAAGUGUGUUUUCUCUAGCGUGAUGAAAACGAACAGGUGCGUAUUUAGCGGACUCCUUUUUUUUUUUUUUUUUUUUUUUUUUUUUUUUUUUACAAUCUGCCCCGGAGACAAAGGAUGAAAUUUAAAGGGAUGUAAAUGAAGAUAUUUUCUGAAGCGGCCCUUCCUUCUUUGCGCUUCGUUAUUUUGUUCCUCUUUCGUCUUUGCUCCCGAUGAUGAUGCAGCCUUUUAUCUUUCAUUAGUCUCUAAUUAGGAGUCUUUGACCAGCUGACCCCGUCGCACACUUGAAAGACACUAAUCAGGUGGAGUAUGUUAAUCAGGCCCCAAAGGGGACAGUGUGCGGCUUCAAGCGUGUUUGAAUAUUCUGUUGAGCUCAGUUCUACGUGGACGUCGUUUGUUUGUUUUUUUUCGAUGCAUUUCCUUGUUUUGUGCAGACUGAUUGACUUCGCUUACAAAUCCUGAUGCGGUUGCCAUGUCAGGGAGGAACAGUGGAUCUCAGUUUAUUCUCAGGGACCCAUUAACUGUAGAGGUGAACAAUACCGUCUCUUAGCUGCAGGAGUCGGAGUCUGAAAUAUUUCCGCGCCUUAGCGUAGUGUACGUGCAUCUGAGCAUCACAGAGAAAUCCAAACCAGAAAUGGAAUCUUUGUCAUAGAUCAGAUUAGGAAAGCAAUUUAUCCAUCGAGCUUUAAUUAAUCUCCGGAGUCCGACUUCCUCUCAGCGCUGAUUGCUCUGCACAAAUUGUUCCUUCUCACGUUUUCCAUACGGACUCAGUUGUUUGCACUGAUUAUAAAUAUACGUUACCUUUGAAAACAUUCCAAGCGUGAGGCGGACGAAGUGAAGGCUGGUCAAAGUACUGUAGUACUGUGUAUUCGGCGCAGAGUAAAUGGAACAAACAAAAUAACAAAGCAAAGAAAUGGGGGGUGAAAAAAGGCCUAAUUUUAGAUUUUAUUUGAAUACAAUGUGAUAGUAUUAAACGUAGCAGUCUGUACAUUUUCUACAGGAAAGUGAGAAAUGCAGAACAGCAUCCUCAGUCU